GAAAUUUCUUUUUUUUUCUACCUUAAACUAUGAACUAACUCUCCAUCAAUCCUUUCUACCUUUCCUAGAUGUUUCCUUGGUCCGCUGUUUUCUCUCUUGAGCCUAAAGUGCCUGGCCAGCGCACCACUGAGGAGUUGGUAACCAAUACUCUGAUGUUGGAGCUAGGGGCCAUGGUGAAACGCACUGAACGCAUCCGUUUAGAGAGGGCAACAGAGGGCCGGCGCCGCCGGCGCAGCUCAUCCUCCACAGCUGACUAUAGCUGGCUGGCCAACACCCCAACCCCCCAACCCUACGAGCUGACACCCAACGACCUGCUGGAGCUGCAGGACCUCUGUGCCAAGAUCCCUCCUGCACAGUGUGGCCCUGCGAUCGUCAGAUUCAGAAGGCUGGUGUCUGAGAUGGAGCCUGAGGUUCAUGAGGUUCCUCGGCUGUUUCGCUCUGUACUGCGCGAAUGUGUGGAAGAGCAGAAUGGAAACGAAGAUGUUCAGACCCAGGACACGGUGAUCGAGAAGCAGCAGCGCAGCAAGAGCCUCUCCUUCGUUACUUUCCGCUCAAAGUUUCGCACGGGGCAGUUCUUCAAGGGCAGCAGCAUGAGAGGUUCCAGAGGGAAUCUGCAGCAGCAGGUAGAUUGGUCCGACGAGGAAGAUGAUGGAGAAAGAGAAGAGGAAGCCAUCAAGGCCAGGGCAAGGAAAGGAAGGAGCAAGAGCAUGCCAGAGAUUACCCCAAUGGAGCAAAGCGCCCAGGGGUGAGAGAA
This is a messenger RNA of Seriola aureovittata, 754 nucleotides long. Its product is annotated as RD3 domain-containing protein. The transcript is spliced from 2 exons. The coding region runs from base 69 to 749 and encodes 226 amino acids. NCBI's taxonomy places the organism in Eukaryota, Metazoa, Chordata, Actinopteri, Carangiformes, Carangidae. The record is from RefSeq and is a predicted model, not a curated record.